Diachasmimorpha longicaudata is the source of this 881-nucleotide messenger RNA. RefSeq names its product NADH-ubiquinone oxidoreductase chain 1-like. Gene Ontology annotation, biological process: aerobic respiration. NCBI's taxonomy places the organism in Eukaryota, Metazoa, Arthropoda, Insecta, Hymenoptera, Braconidae. Gene Ontology annotation, molecular function: NADH dehydrogenase activity. The transcript has a single exon. The annotation marks the transcript as partial. Gene Ontology annotation, cellular component: membrane. The record is from RefSeq and is a predicted model, not a curated record.
AUUAAACAAUUCACAUUUUAUUAUGUAAACAAUAUUAUAACAUUAUUUAUAGUAACUAUUUUUAUUUUAAUUGGAGUAGCUUUUUUAACUCUUUUUGAACGUAAAAUUUUAGGAUAUACUCAUUACCGUAAAGGACCUAAUAAAAUUAGUAUAUGAGGAUUACUUCAACCAUUUAGUGAUGUAAUAAAACUUUUAACAAAAGAAUUUUUCUACCCAAAAAAAUCUAAUUUUAAUUUUUUUUUUGUCGCUCCUUUUAUUAUAUUUAUUUUAAUUUUUUCUAUAUGAAUGAUUUACCCUUUCCAAACAAAUUUAUUUAAAUGAAACCUAAGAAGUUUAUUUAUUUUAUGUUUAUUAAGUAUAGGAGUUUAUGGGUUAAUAAUAUCUGGAUGAUCUUCAAAUUCACAUUUUUCUAUAUUAGGGUCAAUUCGAUCUAUCGCCCAAUCAAUUUCCUAUGAAAUUACUUUAUCUAUCUCAUUAUUAUUAAAUUUAUUUAUAAUAAAUUCAUUAAAUAUUAUAAAUACCCCAAUCUUACAAAAAUAUUUGUGAAUAAUUUUUUUUAUGUGACCCUCUAGAAUAAUUAUAAUAUUAAGAAUAUUGGCAGAAUUAAAUCGAACUCCUUUUGAUUUAUCAGAAGGAGAAUCAGAAUUAGUAUCUGGAUUUAAUAUUGAAUAUAGAAGACAUGGGUUUGCUAUAAUUUUUAUAUCAGAAUAUACUAGAAUUAUAUUUUUAAUAUUUUUAUUUAAUUUAAUAUAUCUUUGUAAUAAUUUAUUAAUAUUAAAUUUUUAUUUUAUUUUAAUUUUAUUUAUUUAUUUUAUUGUUUGAUCUCGAUUAACAUUACCACGUAUUCGUUAUGAUUUAUUGAUAUAUUUUUGUUGAAUUUU